AUGGGGAAUGGGAUGAACAAGAUCCUGCCUGGCCUGUAUAUUGGCAACUUCAAAGAUGCCAGAGAUGCAGAACAGUUGAGCAGGAACAAGGUGACCCACAUCCUAUCUGUCCAUGAUAGUGCCAGACCCAUGUUAGAGGGGGUUAAAUACCUGUGUAUUCCAGCAGCGGAUUCACCAUCUCAAAAUCUGACAAGACAUUUCAAAGAAAGUAUUAAAUUCAUUCACGAGUGCCGGCUCCGGGGAGAGGGCUGUCUUGUCCACUGCCUGGCCGGUGUCUCCAGGAGUGUGACUCUGGUGAUCGCGUACAUCAUGACCGUCACUGACUUUGGCUGGGAAGAUGCCCUGCACACUGUGCGUGCAGGCAGGUCCUGUGCCAACCCCAACCUGGGCUUCCAGAGACAGCUCCAGGAAUUUGAGAAGCAUGAAAUGCAUGAGUACCGGCAAUGGCUGAAGGAGGAGUAUGGAGAGAACCCUUUGAGGGACGCAGAAGAAGCCAGGAACAUUCUGGCCACACCAGGCGUUCUGAAGUACUGGGCCUUUCUCAGAAGACUGUAA
This is a messenger RNA of Pipistrellus nathusii (Nathusius's pipistrelle), 555 nucleotides long. NCBI's taxonomy places the organism in Eukaryota, Metazoa, Chordata, Mammalia, Chiroptera, Vespertilionidae. The record is from the annotation of a GenBank genome assembly.